Bipolaris sorokiniana ND90Pr is the source of this 559-nucleotide messenger RNA. RefSeq lists its product as uncharacterized. The transcript has a single exon. Lineage: Eukaryota; Fungi; Ascomycota; Dothideomycetes; Pleosporales; Pleosporaceae. The record is from RefSeq and is a predicted model, not a curated record. The coding region runs from base 159 to 446 and encodes 95 amino acids.
CGGUUCACACGCAAUUACUACGCUUCAUUGCCCUUGGACUAGAAUCAAGUCGUAAGACAAUCAUCCGCCUGCCCGUACUAAUGGAUUAUCCCAGCACCCUUGAUGCUCUAAGUUCCCUCAACAACGUUCGAACAGGCAUUUAGCCUCAAGUAUCGGAUAUGCAAUGCCAGCCCAUAGCAAUCAGCAUCCCAGACUUUAUAGAUUCUCCCCCACCUGUUCUAUUGGUAGUACCCGUGAAUACACCAACCGUCUUCACCAUGCGCCCAGCUCGACAUGCAGCUCUCUAUAAACCAACGCAGCAACCCCAGACCCCCUCAGACCCCCAGAUCCCCAGACCCGACCCCAACAUCCAAAGAACGCCCUUCAGAGCCAGCCUUACAAGGGACCACUCGGCCCGCACACGUUGGCUUUCCUCCCCGACAAACACAAAAACCCUGAUGACUUAACGCCUAGCGCCAUAAGGUAACCACCCUACCCGCUUGACCCUCGAUACGAGCCCACGAGGCUCGCCACGUGCACCGCGCCGGGAACGCAGCUACAAAUGCGGAAGUGAAUGCAC